UCUUACGGCAUUUUAAGUUUCAUAAUUAUAAAUAUAAAUAUAUUAUAAUAAACGCUUUAGUUAUAAUUGUAACUGGAUAUUAUGUUGACACUUUAAUGUUAUAUUUUUGAAUACAAAUGCGAUGUAACAAGUUACUGUUUACAGGUGGUAGGGCUUUGUGCAAGCUCUUCUGGGUAGUUACCACCCACUCGUCAGAUAUUCUACCGCAAAACAGCAAUACUUGAUAUUGUUGUGUUCCGGUUUGAAGGUAACGGCUCGUAAAAUUCCUAUAUUGCCUUCGGUCGGAAACAGCAAAACGCACGUAUGGCCCUCAUGUAUUCACCACUCGCUAUUCUGAUAUUAUCUCAUUAUUUAGCGGAAGGGAACGUAUUGAAUUUAAUAAACUCAUCUUCAACACCAACAGUAUCAAUUUUAGAUCCAAAAAGAAGGAAUGAUAUCGGUGGCAAAGCGUUUUCAGAACAAAAGGAUAUUCUACUAGACAUGUUAGAAGCUAAGUUAAAAGAAGUCCGAGAUAAAAAGAAGAAAAAGACUGAUCAAGUUGAAAACCGUAAUGAAGCUGUAGAAACAAAAUGUGAAUUGCAACCGAAUGAUAUAGAUCUUAACAUAAAAGCAAAUGGAAUAAUAGCAGUCGGUGAGACUGAUAUACGGUUGAAAUUUGGAGAAUCGGGUAAUAGUACAUUAAAUUUAAACGCUACGGGCAUUUCUAAUGUAGGAAAAACCCAGCUCAGACUAGGUGUUAGCGACGGCACCAUCUAUAUACCAGGGUUAAAUAAUUUACUAAGAGGUACUUCAGACCUUAGAAAUCCCUGCGAUAAAAAAAUUAAAAUCAGAGAAAAUGAAAACAACAACAAUGAGAUCAAUUUAGAUGACGCACCUCAGUUUAGAAGAAGCAUAGAAUUUAACAAUACACCUUCACUUAAUGAUGUUAAUGACAUAUUAAGUACUGAAACAACGCCCGAUCCCCUUGUAAUUAAUUCUACUGAAGAAAGCGUAACCGUCGCCUUAUUAAGCUCAGACGUUUCAGCUACGGGAGCUGUGGACGAGUAAAAUAUGAGUAACUAAAAAGCGAUAAGUAAACAUGUUAAAUCAGGAUGUCAAUGAUAUUUUACACAAUAUACUAACAUUGUGUUUUAUUAAUAUUAGUCAAGUACAUUAAGAAAUUAUAAAUGUAUGU
This is a messenger RNA of Nymphalis io (European peacock), 1174 nucleotides long. RefSeq lists its product as uncharacterized. Lineage: Eukaryota; Metazoa; Arthropoda; Insecta; Lepidoptera; Nymphalidae. The record is from RefSeq and is a predicted model, not a curated record. The transcript has 6 exons. The coding region runs from base 304 to 1047 and encodes 247 amino acids.